Messenger RNA from Phoenix dactylifera (date palm), 1816 nucleotides. It is a transcript of the gene PPR336, whose product is annotated as pentatricopeptide repeat 336. The record is from RefSeq and is a predicted model, not a curated record. NCBI's taxonomy places the organism in Eukaryota, Viridiplantae, Streptophyta, Magnoliopsida, Arecales, Arecaceae. Gene Ontology annotation, molecular function: protein binding.
GAAACCUCCGGCCCAGCUCCUCCAGUGUCUCUACAAUCCGAGUCUAAAAGCCUAACCCCGUUGUCUCUCUAAGCUCUUCACACCUCCAAAACCCUAACCAUGGCCACACUCGCCCGUCUCCGCCAACGCCUUCUCCCUCUCCCUCUCCUCCUCCCCCACCUCCUCCUCCGCCGCUUCUCCUCUGCCGCCGCGAUCCUGAGCCCCGGCGACCCCUCCGCCGUCCUCACUAGCAAGCAGAAGUCCCGCGCCGCCCUCUCCCUCCUCAAGUCCGAGAAGAACCCCGCCCGCAUCGUCGAGAUCUGCCGCGCCGCCGACCUGACCCCUGCCUCCCACCUCGACCGAACCGCCCUCUCCAUCGCCACUUCCAAGCUCGCCACCUCCGGCUCCUUCGCCGCCCUUCGCUCCUACCUCGACGGCUUCCUCUCCCCCCGCCCUGACAUCUCUUCUGACCGGCUCCGCUCCCACGCCAUCGUCCUCUUUGGACAGGCCGGCAUGCUCGAUGACGCCGUUCGUACAUUCAAGGCCUCUGAUUCUCCCUCCGUCCGGUCCCUCAACGCCCUCCUCUUCGCCUGCAUCCUCGCAAAGAAGCACGACGAGGUCGGCCGGAUCUUCCGAGAUUUCCCCACUUCUUAUGGCAUCACCCCCAAUCUCGACACCUACAACACUGUCAUCAAGGCUUUUUGCGAGUCGGGCACAUCAAGGUCGUUCUUUUCGGUGCUGGACGAAAUGGUCCGAAUCGGAAUUAAGCCAAAUAUGAUGACUUUUUGCACGGCGCUCGCCGGAUUUUACCGGGAGGAACGGUUCGACGAUGUGGGAAAGGUUUUGGAGCUGAUGAAGAAGCAUGAUUGCCAUCCCGGACUCAGCGCCUACAAUGUGAGGAUACAGAGCUUGUGCAAGCUUAAGAGGCUUGGUGAGGCGAAGGCAUUGUUUAAGGAGAUGGUGGCGGAAGGCAUGAAGCCAAACUGGGUUACUUACAACCAUCUGAUAUUUGGGUUCUGUAAGGAGGGGGAUUUGGAAGAGGGAAAGAAACUCUACAAAGAGAUGGGUAAAAGAGGGUGUGUCGCGGAUAGUAGCUGCUACUUUACUUUAAUUUAUUACCUCUGCCAAGGUGGAGACUUUGAAGCGGCGCUGGGAGUGGCCAAGGAGACCAUGGCAAGGAAUUGGGUUCCGUGCUUUUCAACUAUGAAGAUGCUUGUGAAUGGGCUUGUGAGGGGGGCGAAAGUUGAAGAGGCACGGGAGCUGAUUGAGAAGAUGAAGGAGAAGUUCUCAGGGAAUGCUGAUAUGUGGAAGGAAGUGGAAGAAGAAUUGCCUCAGUAAGUCUGAAGGGAAUGAUAAGGGUGUUCAAUGAAUCUCAGCAUAAGUCCUGAUGUUUCCUGCAGAAAAUGGCUUCUGUAUGUUGGCAACCGUUUAUUGAUCACCAGGCCCUCUCUACUGAGUUGUGGUAAUUUGGUGUUGUUUUGGUAGGGGUUCAACUGCAAUUGAAUUGAUUAAAUUCCUGGUGAAAGAUACAAUUAUGCAAAAAGUGGAUGUUUACUUUUAUGUUGAGCUUGGACAAGCUGUGAACUGUCGCCAACAUUUGCAAGAUAUGGCCAAGUUCUAUCACAGGAUGGUUAGAUGAAACAAAAUGGAUGCUUCCUUGAACAGGAAAGUAAACCCCAGGAUAGUUUCUGAAGGAACUGCUAAGACCUUGGCAGCUUUGAAAACUUUCAUGCCAUUUUUCCUGUGGGAAAGUUUGGAGCCUAAAUUCAGAAUGAAGUUUUACUGUACUAUUGUCGUUACGUUGUUCAGUGAAUGCAAAUGAAUUUUCGAAUAGGAA